UACAAAAUUGUAAUUUGUAAAUUGUUUGUUUAUUGUAUUUAAUCGCAAUUAAUUUAACACGUUAUAUGUAAUAUUCUUAUCGCAAAUGAAUUUCUUUUGUGUGUGUGUGGCUAUGCAAGAGGAAAAAUAAAGAAUUUGUUAAACUAAAAUAUAACCUGACUUGGAUGUCAGUAAGAAGUUGAAUUGUCUGUUUAUCUCAAUAAUAUAAGUUUACAGUGAAGAUGAUAUUUUAAAGAUAGUGAAAGAACAGUGAUAUUGCUAUGGAUGAUGAUUGCAAAGAUUACAGGAAAAAUAAACCACAACAAAAACUCUACAAACCAGGCAGUGGUCCUUUAAGACGUUCUAGAUAUGGUUUAGAUUCUAAAAUGGAUUACAAUUUCGAUAAUUCUCAAAAAUAUAAAGAUAAAAGUUAUUAUGGAUCUCAACAGUCCAUUAAUGGUGAAGAUUCUUUAUGUGAAAGUAGAGAAAAAGCGAUUCCUAGGCAUAGAAAACCUGAGCAACAACUUUAUGUACCUAAGUCUGGUGAAUCUUCCUCUGAAGUAGAUAGGUCGUCGAAUUCGUCUAUGAGGUGUAAUAAUUCUAGUCAAUAUAAUAAUCGACAGAUAUCUAGUACACAAGACAAUUCUUCAGUAGCAAAUACAGGGUCCCAUAAGAGUGCCUCAGGAAGAGAAUUUUCUAAAAGAGAUGGAGUAGCUAAUGACUUCAAUUCUAAUAGACAUUAUAGACAAGGAUCAGAAACUAGAUCUGUUUCUCCCGGUCAUUUUAAUCAAGAUUACAAUUCUCUAGAUAGAAAUAGAGACAGUCGUAGCAUGGAGCCUUGGGCCGGGAGAAAUAAGCAAGGAUCCGGUGGUAAGCCUCCUUCCGGUAGAAGAAAUUCUGCUGGGUAUCAACCAGUAAAUUUAGACAAUAUACCACCACGAUUCAGAAAAAAAUAUUUAGAAAAAGCUGGCCAUCAAAGCUUCGAUAAUGUGGAUCAACUUCACCAUGAUCAUCAAACAGCUAAUGAGUUCAUACAGUCCGGAUACCAUUCUGGACAAUUCUAUAACUCUAAUACAAAUUGGUCCCAAACUUUGCCAUCGAGAGGAAGGGGUCGUUUAAAGGACAAUGACAAUUUUGACAGAGAAAAGUUUAUGAAUUCAUAUUUGAAAAGCUAUGAGGCCCAAAAUUCUAGAAAAUCGACACCCAGUAAUUCAUAUCUUAAUUUAUAUGAGUCAACUGUACUGGAAAAUAAAAGUAAUAAACCCAGCAACAGUCAGGAAAAAGCUAAUGUUUCAGUUCAUGAUAAUAAACAAAAUUCCCAUGACAAUGUAACCAAUGGGACAAGUAGUUCAAAUAAUGUAAGUGAGGAAAAGGACAAAAAUUAUCAGGAUAAUGAAAAGUUCAAUGAAUGUGAAACUGCAUCACAUAAUUCUACAAAUCUAUCAGAUUUAACAAAUUUAGAUUGGACUGAGGAAGUGGAGAAAAAUAUUAAGCUGGAUGAUUUAUGUAACACAGAAAUAAGUUUUUCAAAUGUUACACCAAAGGAGGAAGUCAAAAUUGAACCUCGCGAAAGUAAAAGGUCAACCAGAUCUCGACAUAAAGAUAGAAGGAGUUCAAGUAGAGGGCAUAAAAAUUCCGAAAAGAAAGAAAGGAAUAGGAGGGACAGCAAUGUAAGCGUCCAUGAAACUGAACGCACCAGAAAAGAUAGCAAUGUCAGUGUUCAGUAUGAAUCCAUGCCAUCUAAUCUCAAACAUCGCGAACGGGAGAGACGCGACAGCCACAGGAGUAAUAAAUCUUCUACGAUUGGAAAUAGUAGGGACGACUUGGACCGUUGGAGGUCCCUGAGAUCUUUUAGUAGGGAACAUAGUACUGAAAGGAGAAUAGUCUCUCAAUGCAACAGUAGAGAUCCAUCAAUGAAUAGAGCAACGAGUCCAAGGGAUCAUGAUGGAUUCAGGGUACCAACAGGAUCCACAAAAUCUUCUAUGUGGUCUUCUAAGAAAAACGACUACGGUGGUAGAGGUUCGAGCUCUGAAAGGAGACAGUUGUCGCCUGCCGCUAGCGUGGUAAGUGUGAGCGAGACGGGAGAUGCGCCGAGCGGAGGGCGGCGGCGCGAGAAGCGGCGGCGGCGCGGACGCAACGCGGAGAACGUUCAGCCUCCCACGCGGCAGCCGCCCGGCGCCCACCCCGCGCCUGCGCACAACUGGCGCGAAGAGAUAUUAGAGUCCAAGAAGCAUGAGAGACAUCCGGAAAGCACUCACCAGAGGAAUAGAUUGAACAGUGUUUUAUCAGAAAAAUCUGUGUCCGAACCGACCACUCAACCUGGCUUGAUUAUUUUGCCUCAAAGUUCCAAAACACAUUUACAGAAGGAUCAGAGAGCCACAGAAAAUCAAAAAACUUUAUAUGAUUAUAACAACCCCUCCAAGCCAAUUAUUGUGCAGACGAGUCCGUCCAAACAAGACACGCGGAUGGAACGGAGUAGAAAGGAAUCUACUGGUCGCGGCGGUGGUUCCGGCUACGACGCUAACGACGCGGCGCGAGCGGCGCGACACACGGCGCUGUUACAGAAGGUGGAUCGCGCGGACGCCAUCUUGAAAAUGCACAUACUACGCGGACCGGCCGCGCUCGCUAAUACUUGGUCAGAUGUGGCUGAAACAAGAAAAUUCUUACAAUCCGCAUUAGAAAUACUCCUGCUAUCGGAUUUAAAAUUUUGUCAGUCGGACAACAUCGAGCAGCAGUUUUGGAAAAUAUUGUACUACCAUUUCAUAGAAACUUUGAGGAAAAGUAUACCGCAAGCCACUCCCGAAGAGAAAGCAAUAACUGUUAAACUCAUCAACACUAUUAUCGAGGAGGGGACUAUAUUUUUUGAGAAUCUCGUUCAGCUACUAGAGAAGACUUACAAGUUUAAUACGGACGACUUUAUAAACGAUAACCACGUGUUACCUCCGAAGGGUCUCGGCUACGUCGGCCUAGCCUUGAUCUCAGUACAAAAGCUGUAUGUAUUUCUCGGCGACCUAUCUAGAUAUAAGGAGCAAGUGAACGAGACGAAUAACUACGGCAAAAGCAAACAUUGGUACACAAAAGCGCAGCAAAUCAAUCCUAAAAACGGUCGGCCAUAUAAUCAGUUAGCAAUACUAGCUAUUUACGCUAGGCGCAAGCUGGACGCUGUGUACUAUUAUAUGAGAAGUCUCAUGUCAUCGAAUCCUUUUCAAUCAGCGCGAGAGAGUCUACUAUCUCUUUUUGAUGAAAACCGGAAAAAGUACGAGACAGCAGAGCGCAAGCGUCGUACCGCGGCGGAGUCGCGCGAGGCGGGUGGGGCGGGUGGGGCGAGCGGGGCGGGUACGCGAGGGGCGGGAGGCGUGCGCGGGGCGGGGCUGCGGCGCGAGGUGUGGGUGCGGCCCGGCGGCGGACGCACCGCCACGCUCACGCACGCGCCGCGUGAUGACUACCUCGAUACUAUGACGCCUGUUGAGUUAAACAAAAACUUCAUAAUGAGCUACUUACACGUCAAUGGAAAGCUCAUCACUAAAAUUGGCAUGGAGUCGUUCCACGAGGCGGCGGGGUCGAUGGUGCGUCAGUUCCGCGCGCUGCUGCACCGCUCGCCGCUGCCGACGCCGGCGCCGCGCCUGCUGCAGCUCACCGCGCUCAACAUGUUCGCCGUCGAGACCACCGCCGCGGCUACCAGAGACAACGGGAGCGGCGAGAGGUCGGCGUGGCUGGAGUGCGCGCUGGGCGUGUCGCUGUUGAUGUUCGGCGCGCUGCUCGAGCGCUGCUGCGCGCUGCUGCCGGAGCCGCCGCACACGCAGCAGUUCGCCGACGCGCUGCUGCUGCUGCCCGCCAUCAAGGUAUGGUCUGACUGGAUGCUCUGUCACAGCAGCAUAUGGAACCCACCGCCAUCUUUCGACAACUUCGAAGUAGAAACCGACGGCGACCCCUGGGACUGGCUCGCGAAGCUGAUGAAUAUUCUCGAAUCACUCGAUGACAAGUCCAUAGAACUGGAAACUGAACAGAAAGAAGGUUGCACGUGCGUGCGUCUGCCGGAGGACGCGUCGUUGGGGGGGUUCACGCCGCUCAUGUACAUGGAGCCGGCGGGCGCGUGGGCGCGGCCCGGCGUCCCGCACCACGCCGCAGAACACGCGCUGCGCCUGCGCAAGCUGCUCUUCUUCGGCACUGAGUACCUAGUGGGCGUGGACCCUCCAGUACUGAAGCUGGAGUACCCGAGCGACGCGCAGCCGCGGUACGUGAGCGCCGUGCAGCGCACGCAGCCCGCCUACCCGCCGCUCACGCAGUUGUCUGAAGAUUCCGAGGACGAGGACACUGCGAGCGGUGCGACGAGCGGACCGACCAGCCUCUGCGACGAGUUGCCCGAAGGUGCCGACGAGACGACGAAGAAACUCCUCAAGAGGAAAGAACAGCUCGAGUCUAGAAACGCGACACUGGAACGACGUCGGAAAAAAAUGCAGGAGAUGCUGGGCAGCGACUGGGUGAGCGUGGAGGUGGAGGUGCGGCCGCGCUGGCUGGUGCCCGACACCAACUGCUUCAUCGACCACCUGCCGCUGCUGCGCGCCGUGCUCGCGCUGCCCGACCAGCCCUACCAGCUCGCCGUGCCGUUAGUCGUGGUAUCGGAGCUGGAGGGCCUACAGAAGUGCUCCCGGGUGGGACCAUGCGCACGCGCAGCUCUAGACUGGUUGAACAGCGGCGGGGGCGGCGUGCGGUUCGCGACGACGCGCGGCUCGCUGCUCGCGUCGUGCGCGUUCACCGCUGAGCGCGACGCCGCAGCGUGCAACGACGACCGCGUGCUCGCUACGGCACUAGCGCUGCACGCAAACCUGACGCCGCAUCACGGUCCGCGGGGGACGGAGGAGGCGGGCGCUGGCGGUGCGGCGGGCGGUGCGGAGGGUGGUGCGGGGGGCGGGGCGAGGCGGGCGCGGGAGCUGGUGCUGGUGUCGGACGACCGCAACCUGCGCGUGAAGGCGCUGGCCGCGGACCUGCCCACGCGUGACUUGCCCUCCUUCGCACACUGGGCCGGCAUCGACACUGAUAAGAGUUCGUCGACGAAGGCGCCGACCGCACCGGGCGACUCUCCGGGAAACAAAUGAAGCCGUCGCUACACCGGCGACCUAGUUAUAACGUGACAAAUUUACAUUACGUACAUAGUAGAUAAUUAAUGAAAUAACAUUAUCCGCUGGCCCGGCCCGCGCGACGCUCACGCAUGUCACUCUAGCAUAGGAAUUGAAUAGAAAUAAGCGAAAUAACACACCAAUAGAGAGGUAACUAGUAACUUUGUUAGAAGCUUUAGGAUUCCACCUUCGUGUUCCUGGGCCACGUUUUUAAUUGUUAAUAUUAUUUUUGUGAAAUGAGAUAUCGAUGCGGCAUCACCGCCGAGCUAUUAUUUUUUACUUAUUUUUGUAAUAUUUUAUUUUUACAAUAUAUUUUAAUUUUUAUGAUUUUGAUCGCUCCGCUUGAAUCGAUGUAGUGGCGUACUCGAUCGCCGAAGUGCUACCGCGUCAGGCGAUCCGUAGCGAGCGCGCAUCGGCCGCGGACGUCUCUCUAGUUCUAAUUCAACGUGUCCCGCCGUUUCUCUCGUGAUUGAAUUGUAAUAUAGAUGUGGGGCAUAAAGCGAAUAAAUAGAGGUAGUAUGUAGGUAAAUGUGGUCGCGGUACCGCAAGCGGCCGGCGCGCGCGUCUAUUGUGGCGGUAACUCCUCGGCGUUUCCUCGCCGUCGGACACAUCUGGCACGAGAUAUUCUGCCCGUUUUCAUCAGCACUCGUUUCGAAAGCCGAAAUCGACGCCCUUCGAAGCGGAGUUCACUUUGCAUUAAUGAUUGUUGUUUUUAAAAGUUGACUGCAUCGUAGCGAAAUCUAGCCGUAAGAGUAAAUAGUGACCAGAAUUAUUCCAUCACGAUUAUAUUGCACUAUAUACAUAUACUUUUGUUAAACGUUUAAAGAUAUACAAACUUUUACUAUAUAUCUAUACUGAAAUCGUGUUAUUGUAACAUAUUCCGCUAAGAAAAUGUAUUCUUCUAUUGAUUUCACGCCGACUAUCAGGGAAUGUUUUAGAGGUACUCUAACGUGUCGUUACAUUAUUUUAUAGCUAGUUGUUAACGUUAACGAUGAAAUACGAACGAUCUACGCCAGAGAGUAAUGUGAAAUUAUCAUUUUUUAAUGAGAUGACGAUGUUAAUUUUGUCUUAAAUCAUGUUUUAAUAAACAUUGAUAUUUC
This is a messenger RNA of Aricia agestis (brown argus), 6196 nucleotides long. RefSeq lists its product as uncharacterized. Gene Ontology annotation, biological process: nuclear-transcribed mRNA catabolic process, nonsense-mediated decay. Gene Ontology annotation, cellular component: telomerase holoenzyme complex. The transcript is spliced from 24 exons. Bases 261 to 5075 code for a protein of 1604 amino acids. Gene Ontology annotation, molecular function: protein binding; telomerase RNA binding; telomeric repeat DNA binding. The record is from RefSeq and is a predicted model, not a curated record. NCBI's taxonomy places the organism in Eukaryota, Metazoa, Arthropoda, Insecta, Lepidoptera, Lycaenidae.